Molecule: messenger RNA, 502 nt
Organism: Racocetra persica
Lineage: Eukaryota; Fungi; Glomeromycota; Glomeromycetes; Diversisporales; Gigasporaceae
Source: the annotation of a GenBank genome assembly
ACUCUGAUCAACUCCAAAGCUCUUUAUGGAUUCCUUCUCAAGGAUUUAUAAAAUGCUCUUAUUGGUCUUAUUUCAUAUUUCUUAUAGUCAUGUGCCAAGGUUCAUCUAUACUUUCUGGUUACUUUCGUAUGCGCUCCGAUAAGUACUUGUCUGACAUAUUCGUUACUGUUCGUCUUCUAACUUAUUCGUUUGGUUGUGCUUCCAUGUUGCCCGGGUAUGGAAUAUACGGUCGAACUUUGAUAAAGUUGACAAAACGAAGCUUUGAAUUGAUUGAAGAAGCUCAAAGAAAUAAUGAAAGAUUUAAGUGGCAAAUACGAAAAAUGCAAAUGUUCAACCAUUCGGCACUCUUCAGCUUCAUAUUUUGGUCUGUUGCAACAUUUGUUGUAGCGGUUUGGCACGAUUUAGUCUGGUCAACCUUAGCAUUAUCAAAAUUUCAAAUUAUAAUGGCAUGCCCAGUAACUGUUUGUUCUUACAUUGUUGCAAUGAUUGUGAUUGCUCUAAG